AUGGACCAUGUGUCUAUUGACAUCGACGAGGAGUCUGAAGACGAAGCCCUCACUUCCGAAGUCCUCGCCGCAUUCGACAAGCUCCAUGAGCAGUUGCGUAGACAUCGUGCGCUCGUGGUGCAGCCGGCUGUGCCACGGCAGCCGUUUCCGUUCAUGCGGUUACCGUUGGAGUUGAGGGAGCAGGUGUAUGAUGAGUACUUCAGGCCUGAGAACAGACUGGAGUUGUAUGAAGCCGGCGAAGGGAUAGGUGGCAUGUACAACUUCGAGUUCACACUGCUGAGGACGAGCAAACAAGUCUACCGGGAAGCGCUGAGGAGUUGGCGGAAGAACGUGUUUGUGCGGAUCGAGACGCCGUGGCCGCAUGCUGUCCACCAUAUCAGAUCCGAAGGGCAGGUCCCAAUCGUCGCAGCUGGGCCCCGCGCGCUCAAGUGCUUUCAGCACAGAGCUCUCGUCCAGAUCACAGCACCCUUACAUGGCGUCACCGUACCCGACCACGCCAUCGUCCUACUUCUGGAGGAUGUGUCUAAGUUCACAAGAGUGUGGUACUAUUCAGCGUUGAAUUAUGUCAGCCUAAACCCACAAUUGUGCCUUAUAUUCGCACUCCGCGAGCCGUACACGCCAAGGGACCCCAAGCCAGUUCCCCUCGAGCUUCAAAGGAAACUUCUUCUUCCCUUUGGUGACGUAAAAGAUCUCUACGACACACAAAUGACAGGCUACGACGAAAGCGUCAUCGCCGAGCUCCGCAAGGCAAUGAAGGUCCCAUAUCCAACAGUCCGUGAAUCAUGCGAGCUAGCCACCACGCUCAUGGAUGAAGGUGACCUCUUCCUCGCGACCAACCAGCCCCAGCUCGCGCACAUUUCCUACAUCAAGUCCUUCGACGCGAUCCAUAUCAAGAUCUCCGGGCGCAACCGCAGAAUCCUCGCCGACGGCCACUUUGCAGAUGACAUCCACGAGGGCCGGUACGCGGGCCAAGCCGCCAUGACAGUGCGCGUCGUUUUGCGCAUCCGCCUGGUCACACGCAUGAUUCGCACCUACAUCCACCUCGGGCAGCCCAACGAAGCAGCCUUCUGGGGCAUCCGGUCCAUCAAACUCGUGCGCCAAGGGUUGUCGCCGAACGCCGACAUGGAUGACUUCUACAGCGACUUCAUCGGAUCGUCGGACAUUGCGAUGAUUUAUGCGUGGACUGCGGGUGCGUUUCAGCUGAUGGAGGCAGAGGAACAGUGGAAGGAGGAAAUAGAGGGAUAUGCGUGGGAGGAUGGAGGCGUGGCGGAUACGGAGGUCAUGUGGCGGAGGGCAGGGUUGUAUCUCGCAAGCGAGAGGUAUGCGGGUGAGAGGAAGGGAAUGGUAGAGGAAAUGAGGAGGGUAGGGAUCAAGCCGCCGGCGGGUGUGUUCACGGAUGAGGCGAGUGAGAUCGACAGCAUGCGCCAUAUGGAUAUGGGCGAUGUGGAAAGUUGA
Messenger RNA from Paraphaeosphaeria sporulosa, 1455 nucleotides. RefSeq lists its product as uncharacterized. The record is from RefSeq and is a predicted model, not a curated record. The transcript has 3 exons. Lineage: Eukaryota; Fungi; Ascomycota; Dothideomycetes; Pleosporales; Didymosphaeriaceae. The coding region runs from base 1 to 1455 and encodes 484 amino acids.